GAGCAUUCCCUGGUGAUGGUGCGCGGCGGCCGAGUGAAGGACCUGCCUGGCGUCAGGUACCGCGUCAUCCGCGGAGUCUAUGACGCCGGGCCCGUGAAGGACCGCCGCCGGGGGCGCUCCAAGUACGGCGCCAAGCGGCCGAAGAAGUGA
Messenger RNA from Monoraphidium neglectum, 150 nucleotides. RefSeq lists its product as hypothetical. The transcript has a single exon. The record is from RefSeq and is a predicted model, not a curated record. Gene Ontology annotation, molecular function: structural constituent of ribosome. Gene Ontology annotation, biological process: translation. Lineage: Eukaryota; Viridiplantae; Chlorophyta; Chlorophyceae; Sphaeropleales; Selenastraceae. Gene Ontology annotation, cellular component: ribosome; small ribosomal subunit. The annotation marks the transcript as partial.